Saccostrea cuccullata (small rock oyster) is the source of this 4514-nucleotide messenger RNA. Its product is annotated as ubiquitin-like modifier-activating enzyme 6. NCBI's taxonomy places the organism in Eukaryota, Metazoa, Mollusca, Bivalvia, Ostreida, Ostreidae. The record is from RefSeq and is a predicted model, not a curated record. Gene Ontology annotation, cellular component: cytoplasm; nucleus. The transcript has 36 exons. Gene Ontology annotation, biological process: ubiquitin-dependent protein catabolic process; DNA damage response; protein ubiquitination. Gene Ontology annotation, molecular function: FAT10 activating enzyme activity; ubiquitin activating enzyme activity. The coding region runs from base 247 to 3297 and encodes 1016 amino acids.
GCGGGGGUCUCUGGAUGUAUCAUACAUUUUUCCAUGUUGAAUAUAAUUGGUGCCGUUGACAAGCCAUGGAUUUGCAGGUGAAAGUUUGCUGCAAAACAAGGAAAUAUUUCGAUAUCUGAGGGCAGUUAAAAUGACGUCGGGCUCGAAAUUCCAGCGCAUCAGAGUUGAGAGUUCAUUGCAAAAAUUGUCAACUUUAUAGUUAUUGUCUUCAGGCUUGAUUAUUGGACAUCUGUGUGUGAAUCAGACAUGGAUCAAGGUGUAGAAAUAGACGAUUCUUUAUACAGCCGACAGCGCUAUGUUCUUGGGGACUCUGCUAUGAAGCAGAUGGCUAACUCAUCAAUUUUAAUCUAUGGAAUGGGAGGUUUGGGAAUUGAAAUUGCUAAGAAUAUAGUCCUUGCAGGAGUGAAGAAUAUAACCAUCCAAGAUGGCAGAUCGGCGGUGAUCCAGGACCUGGGGACUCAGUUCUUCCUGAGGGAGGGGGAUAUAGGCAGAAACAGAGCUGAGUCCAGUGGUCCCAGGUUAUCUGAACUGAAUCCAUACGUGUCUCUCACUGCUCUGACAACAAUCUUAGAGGUCGGCUCGGACCUCAAUUAUCUCAAAAAAUUUCAGUGUGUGAUACUGACAGAGGCUCCACUAAGUGUUCAGAUUCGAGUGAACAACUUCUGUAGACAACAGAUCCCUCCGAUCAGAUUUAUAUCAGCUGAUGUUUUUGGAGUGUGUUGUGGCACAUUUUGUGAUUUUGGAGACAGAUUUGAAAUUAUGGAUAUAGAUGGAGAAGACCCCAAAGAGGUCUUAAUAGAAAAAAUUACCAAAGAUAAUCCUGGAAUAGUGACAUGCUUUAACAAUAAAAUGCACGGUUUUGAAUCUGGAGACCAUGUGACCUUUAGAGAAAUUAAUGGAAUGACAGCCCUAAAUGGUUACACUUGUCAAAUUAAAGUGACGUCACCUUACACCUUUGAAAUCUGUGACACAUCGGGACAAGACUUCGCUCCUUAUGAACAUGGUGGAAUUGUCAAGCAGGUCAAAGUGUCUAAAAUGAUAUCAUUUAAAUCUUUGGAACAAGAAUUAAGGAAUCCCUCUCUUCUUGUCCCAGACCUUUGUAAGUUUGAGGCUCCUACUAAUUUACAUUUAGGUUUUCUGGCUCUACAUCAAUUUUAUGAGACAUUUAAACGUUUUCCAAAUGUUUGGAAUAUGGAGGAUGCCAACAAUAUUAUAUCCAUUGCUACUUCACUGAACACUCAACUAGUCAAUCAGGUAGCUGAUAUAGAUGAGUAUGUGUUAAGAGUUCUGUCCUACACCUGUCACGGUUGUUUGGCACCGCUGUGUGCAGCGCUGGGAGGAUUUGUCGCACAGGAAGGAAUCAAAGCAGUAACUGGGAAAUUUACACCUUUACGACAGUGGUUAUACCUGGACUGUAGAGAGGUUGUACCUAAGGAGGACGCAGGUGCCUCCGACAUAUUUACACCAAGAAAUGACAGAUAUGAUGCCCAAAGAAUAUGUCUGGGACAGAGGAAAUGUGACAUGUUGGCUCAGCUCAAACUCUUCAUGGUGGGCUGUGGAGCUAUUGGCUGUGAGAUGUUGAAGAACUACGCUCUAUUAGGAAUAGGAAGGAAGCAGCAGGGAUGUAUAACAAUAACAGAUAAUGAUCUGAUUGAGAAGUCUAAUCUGAACAGACAGUUUUUAUUCCGACCAGCUGACAUUCAGAAACCUAAGAGUACUACAGCAGCAGGGGCAGUCCUAAAUAUUAAUGCAGAUCUGAACAUAGAGGCACAACAGCAUAAAGUUUGUCCUCAGACAGAAGACAAGGUUUAUAACGAUGCCUUCUUUGAGAACCAAAGCCUGGUAGUCAAUGCUUUAGAUAACAUUGAGGCUCGGCGAUAUGUAGACAGUCGCUGUGUGACCAAUCAGAGAGCUCUGUUAGAGUCUGGAACUCUGGGAACUAAAGGUCAUGUCCAGGUCAUUGUUCCUCACAUGACAGAGUCAUACAGCAGUCAGAAUGACCCUAGAGAUGAAAGUGUACCUUACUGUACUUUGAAAUCCUUCCCAGUAAAUAUAGAACACUGCAUACAGUGGGCCAGAGACAAGUUUGAGAGUUCCUUUACUGGGAAGCCUGACUUGUUUAACAAGUUCUGGAAACAGAAUGGAGAAGUUACUUCUGUAAUACAAAAACUAAAGGAUGGACAAUCAGUAGAUGGCGCUGUUCAGGUCAGUAAAAUGGUGGCCAACCGGAGCGCCACCUGGUGUCAGUGUGUACAGCUGGCAAGACUCAAGUUCCAGAAGUAUUUUAAUCACAAGGCAAAACACCUGCUUCACAUGUUCCCACUUGACACGAAAAUGCAGGAUGGCUCCUUGUUUUGGCAGUCUCCCAAAAGACCCCCAGUCCCCCAGGAGUUUGACAUACACAACCCUCUACAUCUCCUAUUUAUAGUCAGUACAGCUCGCCUGUAUGCAGGCAUGUUCAAUAUUCCUGUUUCCUCAGUCGACACAUCAUUUGAGACAAUUAAUUCAAUUUUACAAAAUAUGAAAAUUCCUGAAUACAGACCAACAAACAAGAAAAUAGUGACAGAUGAGUCGGCCUCUAAGCCAAUGGAGGCAACAGGGAGUGGAGAUGAUCUGUUAGAUGCUGCUAACCGUCUGCAGUCUACACUGAGUGGAGCAGACAUCACACAGGUUCUGAGUCCAAUGAAUCCAGCAGAGUUUGAGAAGGAUGAUGACACCAAUGGACACAUUGACUUCAUAGCAGCAGCUUCAAACUUGCGAGGAGCCAUGUAUAAGAUAGACAGCAUUGACCGCCUCAAAGCCAAGAGGAUUGCUGGUAGAAUUGUUCCUGCAAUAGCCACCACCACAGCUACAGUCAGUGGAUUGGUGACAGUGGAGCUGAUAAAAGUGAUGGAGAAUUUACCUCUAGAGGUGUACAAGAAUGCCUUCCUGAACUUAGCUCUACCAAUAAUUGUACUGUCAGAACCCGGCCCAGCCGAGAAAACAGUCAUCAAGGAAGGUUUGACAGUGACAAUGUGGGACCGGUGGGAGGUUCAUGGAACAGCUGAUUUCACACUUCAACAAUUUUUGCAACACUUCAAGGAUAAAUAUGGUUUUGAGGUAACCAUGGUCAGCCAUGGAGUGAAAAUGGUGUAUGUUCCGUUCAUGCCUGGUCAUAAAAAACGACUGCCACAGCAGAUGUUGAAGCUGUUGAAACCCUCGCCUGGUCAGUUGUACAUGGACUUGAUUAUAAAUCUAGAGGGAAGUGAGGAUGACGAUAUCGCAUGUCCUCCUGUUCGCUACUACUUUGGAGUUUAACAACAGUUGAUAAUAGGAACAUUUUUAAUUAGUGCUAUUUUAAAAGAAAACAUUUCCAUAAGGCCUAAGAAAAAAAUGGUUUGUUUAUGGUCACCUUACCAACCUUCAUCCCUUGCACAGAUGAAUACGAUAUAUUGGUGUGUGUAUGCAAAGUUUAAAAAUUGCAUGUAUUUAUAUUUUUCCUCAAAUGUGUAGGUUUAUGGGUUGUACGAGGUCAUCUUUCAGUAGCAGCCUGUUCCUGAGCUGUCACUUUGGGUGGAUUUGAAAAAAAAAUGACAGGGAGAAUCUUCAAAUUGUCUUUAAAAAUUUCAAAGUUAUUCCUUUAUGUUCAAAUUAAAAAGAGAAAGAACCAAAAUCUUACUUAUCAAUCCUAUUUUUAUGACCAAAAUAUUAACCUAUUUAAUAACCCUAUAUUUAUGAGAUUGUAAAAGAAACAAACACUUUUUUUUCUUAGGCCUGCUUAACUUAUCUGUUUCUGUAUUUUAUUUAUGUACUUUACAAAUUUUUACAUUAUUGAUAUUCUCAAAACGCUGCAAGUGCACUUACUUUUAUUUCAAAAAUAUAGUAGGACACCUGAAGGUCAUUCAAGGACAAGUUAGGGCAAUAUCUAGUUAAGGUAAUUUGAAUCUUGGUACACUUGCAGUAUGUCUGGGGAUUACUAGUAUCUUGUCAUGAAUAAAAAAAAAGUGGUCUCUAUCUGUCUGAUUUGACAGAGUGGAGAAAUUUCUGUCUGGUGGAUCAAGAAGCAGCUGAUAAUAAGCUAAGCAUCAGCCUUAAAUUUGACAGAGUUUGAACACAUGUUGCCUCCACUUUGUAAGUGGGGAACAAAUGAGCAGAAGAAUGUUGAUUAUUUACAUAUACAGUGCAUGUAUACUUCAUUUCAAGCAGAUAUUCACAUCAUAUACUAGUCAGGAUUACCUUGAGUAAACCAAAACAAGGCAUCAGUACAUGUACACUAAAGAGUUCUAAUUCUCUGAAACUUUUAUGUCAUAAGAGUAGCUGCCUUUUGAUUUGAAAUUGGGCCAUGAAAUGUUCAGUUUGUGAUCACACUAAUAUACAAGACUAAGCUUGAUUAAAUGCUAUUUUAUGCAUGUUAUUUCUUGAAGUAGCAACACUGAUUUCUGUUCAUAAAUAUGUUUUCUUUGAGAGCAUUUGCCUGGGUGAGAAUGAUAGCUUUGUGUACAUUAUCAAGAUUGAAAAUAAAUACAUCAACUCCA